ACCGACAGUCUUUUGGUUAGCAUCGGCUGGACUAGCAACCAGACAACUAGGGCAGAUUUCCCGCUUGCUGAGGCAGACUUCCCGCUUAUAUCGACAGUCUGAUAACCGGACAACUGAGGCAGACUUCCCGCUUAUAUCGAAAAUCUAAUAACCGGACAACUGCGGCAGACUUCCCGCUUACUGAGGCAGAAUUCUCGUUUAUAUCGAAUAACCGGACAACUGAGGCAGUCUUUCCGCUUAUAUCGACAGUCUGAUAACCGGACAACUGAGGUAGACUUCCCGCUGAUAUCGACAGUCUGAUAACCGGACAACUGAGGCAGACUGCCCGCUUACUGAGGCAGACUUCCCGCUUACUGAGGCAGACUUCCCGCUUAUAUCGACAGUCUGAUGUCCGGAUAACUGCGGCAGACUGCCCGCUUACUGAAGCAGACUUCCCGCUUAUAUCGACAGUCUAAUAACUGGACAACUGAGGCAGACUUCCCGCUUAAAUCGACAAUCUGAUAACCGGACAACUGAGGCAGACUUCCCGCUUAAAUCGACAAUCUGAUAACUAGACAACUGAGGCAGACUUCCCGCUUAGUAAGGCAGACUUCCCGCUAAUAUCGACAGUCUGAUAUCCGGAUAACUGAGAAAAUGGGCAUUUUCAUGAAAAACGGUAACAACCAAAUGGGGAGCCAGCAGUCUAAGCUAUCAAAGAUAGCUGCCCUGAACAACUCGAAAUUGAGUGAGAGUAUCAUUGAUAUGCUGAUUCUUAGAGGAGAUGGAAAUCGGUGUCAGGCUGUCUGUAGAGGAAACCCAAUAACAAAUGCCGGCAAACAAAAGCAAAUGGUGAAGAUGUUGGCAAUAGUUAUGAUUCCAAUAGUAGCUCUUCUUGGCAUAACUGCUAAUUUCUUCGUCGGGACGUUGAAUACAUAUUCAAAACUGCUUUCAAUUCGCCAAGAUUUGUUCCUGGGACGCGAGCUUGGUACGUUUCUGCGGUACUUUCAGCGGGAACGUGAUAUGAGUACUCUUUACGCCAGCAGAAUUGGCCCGGAAACUAAAAGUCGUCUUCUUAACCGUUACAUCGACACAGACAGCGCACUGAAUAAUUUGUCAUCAUGGCCUGUCAGUGUGAAUAAUAAACGCCCCGAAUUUCAGACUGUGGAUGAGUUCACGGCUUAUCUGGCCAGGCACCGAUACGAACUAGACAUCAACGAACUCACAACUAGAGGUGAAAUUGUUUUUUAUUCGGACUGCAUUGAUGUUUUCAUUAAGUGGCUAUAUGAGGCAAUAUCGGAGGCGAGUUCCGAAACAAUAUGGAAAAGUCUGGUGGCAUACCAAGAGAUCAUUGUAACCAGCGAAAACAUCGGCAGGGAGAGAGGGUAUGGGGUAACAUUUUACGCAUUGGGAUAUUUUCGUAAUCGGGAGGAAUACCUCAUGUUCCUGGAAAGCCAAGACAUUGCUAAUGUCACUUAUCGAUUUGCCAGGCAACUUUCAGAAAUCGCUUUCAACAUUUACGAUAACAGUUUGAACGAUCAUCCAAUUAUAUUCGAAAAUAUCAAGAGUAUGCGUUAUGAAAUUCGUUCUAACUACUCGUCAGCUGUUGGCGGAUCACUGGAGCUUGCCGAUAGUUGGGAUGGCAAUAUGACUUUCUACCAGGAUGUUAUCCGAGACGUCCAGCGGUCCAUUGCUGUAGAACUCGACGUUAUUAUGGAGGAUAAUGCAGCGAGAAGUGUCCGCAAUAUCACUGUAUUUUCAUUUAUGUUCGGGGCAUUUUUGUUGAUAUGUCCUCUGGUGGUAUUUGGAGUUUACUCGCUGACGUCACAAAUCCAAAAGUACUCUAUUUCAAUCGCUACGAGAACACGUGCGUUGAAGCAGGAAAAAAUGUGCACAGACACACUUCUUUAUCAAAUGUUGCCGAAAUCGGUUGCCGAAAGACUCAAGCGUAGUGAGGAGGUGGUCGCAGAGACAUUCCAACACGCCACACUCUUCUUUGGCGAUAUUGUGGGGUUCACACAAAUCUCCUCUAACAGUUCUCCACUCCAGGUCGUCAACAUGCUUAACAAGCUUUUCUCGUGCUUCGAUAAACGCAUAGAAGAGCAUGAUGUGUACAAGGUGGAAACAAUUGGGGAUGCUUACAUGGUUGUAUCAGGUGUGCCAAAACCAAAUGGGCAAAAACACGCAGGCGAGAUCGCCACAAUGGCCCUCGAUAUCUUGGUACGUGUUAGCUGCAUGAAAAUCCCACACAUUCCGGGAAAGACGUUCCAGCUCCGGAUAGGAUGUCACUCAGGUUCCGUUGUGUCAGGCGUGGUGGGAACAAAGAUGCCGAGGUACUGCUUGUUUGGGGAAAGUGUCAAUGUGGCCGCUAAAAUGGAGUCGCUAGGGCGCCCGGGUAUGAUACACAUCAGCGAGACUACGUUUGACAUACUCAAUUCACUGGGAGGUUACGUGAUGGAGAUGCGAACCGACGACGGGGCCAAGGACGAUACCGUGCUGAAUACAGCCUUUAGAGGUGUCGUUAGAACCUACUGGUUGACACAUAAGGAUGGCUUCUCCUCAGACGAUAUUUACAUGUCGUCUAGAGACAAUACCCCGGAGUCAGACGAUGCUCACCAGAAACUCUACGAGGUCGCAAGGAACAACGAAGAUCGGCAGAAGUAAGGCGAGGCCAGCAGAAAAAAAUAGCGCUGUUAACGAACAAGAUAUGUAUCAGAUUUAUCAAAGACAUGGUCAAGGUUUUAUCUAUUUUCUUGUAUGCUUUCUCGGAUAUGUAGGAAAAAUACAUUUUAUGACGGCUUUCAUCUGUUUUUGACUCGAAUAUGAGAAAAAUAUAUGACGACUGUCCCCUAAUGCUGUCUGAACUUGAUGUUUUGGCUCGGACAUGAGUAAAAAUUGACGACUGUCAUUUGGUGUCGGUUUUUGUUGGUGUUUUGGAGCCUUUUCUUGGUCUUGUUGUCUCUUAACUAAAUCUUAGUGAUGUGUCUGGUCCUAUGCUGUGACUCUGUUUAUAUACUACUGAAAGUAAAAUGAUUUAGAUAACGUGG
Molecule: messenger RNA, 3023 nt
Organism: Pecten maximus
Lineage: Eukaryota; Metazoa; Mollusca; Bivalvia; Pectinida; Pectinidae
Exons: 8
Coding region: 634-2640 (668 amino acids)
Biological process (GO): intracellular signal transduction; cGMP biosynthetic process; receptor guanylyl cyclase signaling pathway
Molecular function (GO): guanylate cyclase activity; peptide receptor activity
Source: RefSeq, a predicted model, not a curated record